AUGUCUUUUUGUGAGUACACCACACAGAAGGAUCUUCGCAUAAGAAGCAGUCUACUUGGCACCUUUAAAUCGGUCAUCUUUGCAGCAGUUUUACUUUAUAUGUGUGUUAUAAUGCUGACUGAAAAGCGCUAUCAGAAAACAGACUCCGUUAUCAGUUCUGUACAUACAAAGGUGAAAGGCGUUUUGGAUGCUGAUUCAAGAAUCUGGGACACAGCUGAAUAUACAAUUCCUUCCCCAGGUGGAUCUUCAUUCUUUGUUCUAACAAACAUAAUAAAAACAGAAAAUCAAAAAGAAGGCAAUUGCCCAGAGUUUCCAAGCCCCAAAGCAAUUUGUUCUCAAGACGAUAGCUGCAAAAAAGGUCAUGCUGACCCACAGAGUAAUGGCAUUCAAACAGGGAGAUGUACACAGUAUAACUCCACUUUUAAAACUUGUGAAGUGAGAGCAUGGUGUCCUGUGGAGUCCAAAAGUACUCCAGAGCCGGCCAUUUUGGGAAGUGCUGAAAACUUCACAGUUUUGAUAAAGAACAAUAUUCACUUCGCAGCUUUUAAUUAUACCACGAAAAACAUCCUUCCCGAAUACAAUGUCACCUGCGUUUAUCACAAAGUGACUGCUCCUCGCUGUCCCAUAUUCCGAUUAGGGGACAUCCUAAAAGAAGCAGGAGAGAAUUUUUCCCAAGUUGCUAUUCUGGGUGGCAUUAUGGGCAUAGAAAUCAACUGGAACUGUAAUCUUGAUCGUUGGUUUCACAGCUGUCGUCCACAAUACAGUUUCCGACGCUUGGAUGAUAAGGUUGUUGAUGAACGUUUGUAUCCUGGUUUGAAUUUUAGAUUUGCCAGGUACUACAGGAACCAGAACCAAAGCGACCUAAGGACUCUUAUAAAAGCUUAUGGGAUCAGAUUUGACAUUCAAGUCUAUGGCACAGGGGGGCAGUUCAGUUGGUUUGAAUUGGUGUUAUUCAUUGGUUCCUAUCUUUCUUACUUUGGAUUGGCAACAAUAGUGAUUGAUUUUAUGAUCAGCUUGUAUUGCAAAAGCUGCUGCAGCACUACAUCUGGUCAGAAGUACUAUGAUGGGCAGAAGUAUGAAGAGAUCACUGGGCCCUCUAUUCUGAUGUCAUGCCAGGAACUCAAGUUUGUGUCCUUUGUGGAUGAAGAGGACAUAAUAAUGGUGGAUACAAAGUUAACGAAAAGCUUACAAAUGACAAUAGGUAAAAGGAUCAAGAAAGGAAAAAUGACUUUUAAUACAGUCUUUGCACAGCUUGAACUGUCUUUCUUCGAAGGACUGGAAGAGUUUCCUCUUCACACAAGACAUGCUAAAAAAUCCUCAGCAAUUCCUUCCUGGUGUCAGUGUUUGAAAUGUCUUCCAGAAACUGCGUAUGAGGAUCAGCUGUGUUGCCGAUAUCGACCUGGGGAUUGCAUUACAAACUCAGAAAUGUUUAGGAAGCUGGUCUUGCAGCGGCGGGUUCUGGAGUGCAUUCUGCAGUACAACAAUCCUCUACUAAAGAAGAAUUCCAUUGGCAAAAAACAGCUAGCAGAGUUUGCUCAAAAUCAGUACGUCCAAUGGCGUUUUGGAAGCAAUAAGGAUACAGUCAACUUUGCAAAGAUACCAAGCUGUUGUAGACAUGAAAUACAAAACCUAUUUAAUGAGGAUGCUUGUGAAACCUCUUUUCAAUUUGAAGAUAAAGAUAAAAAAAUGCACUCCGCAUCGGGUCCCUCCAGCAAACCUUUGCUAUAA
Messenger RNA from Staurois parvus, 1728 nucleotides. NCBI's taxonomy places the organism in Eukaryota, Metazoa, Chordata, Amphibia, Anura, Ranidae. The record is from the annotation of a GenBank genome assembly.